Molecule: messenger RNA, 3494 nt
Organism: Dicentrarchus labrax (European seabass)
Lineage: Eukaryota; Metazoa; Chordata; Actinopteri; Moronidae
Product: threonine synthase-like 1
Exons: 3
Coding region: 391-2568 (725 amino acids)
Biological process (GO): amino acid metabolic process
Cellular component (GO): cytoplasm
Molecular function (GO): pyridoxal phosphate binding
Source: RefSeq, a predicted model, not a curated record
GGAGCUUGAACGCAGCACAAAACUCACUCGUACUAGCAGGUUCCGCCUUUCAAGAAAACGUAUCGAGGGUAUUAAAGUGAUUUACUCUUAUAUAUCGUGACAUUUCUAAGCCCAUGGCUGCAUUACAUAGGAAAUAAAACAUGAUAUGAAUGAAUAGUGUUUUUGCAACGGAAAGCGCUACUCUUCGAUCUAUUUUGUCCCUCCAGGCUGACCGUAGUUGUUUGUAUCGACUUCAGAGUGAGCUUCGUGUCAAGUAUGUGGUACAGAGUUGCACUUCUGUUAAAACAACACUGUUAUAGUGACCACUGACUUUACUAAAGUUGAAUAUCGGGUUUGGAGUCCGGAAACACACCUUUACACAAGAAGAGGCUGCUGUCAUCUGUCUCCUCAAUGGCUUUACUGAAUGCAAGGCAGCUUGCACUGAGAGCUGUCAGAUGCUACCUGAGUCCCUUUUCAUCAUCAAAAUCAUGUCUCUCCACCAAAGCCUCCCUGCUGGGGGUCAAGAACCUCCUGCUCAUGGGUCCUCCUGGAGCAGGGAAGACCACAGUGGGGAGGAUAGUGGCCCACCGACUGGGACUGCCCGCCAUUGAUGUCGACGACGAUGUCUUGGAGACGACGUGGAAGAUGCCCGUUGCUGCCAAGCUGGCAGCAGUCGGCGGGGAGCGUUUCCUGGAGGAAGAAGGCCAGGCUUUGUGUAACUUCUCUGCUUCUGGGUGUGUUGUUUCCCUGACAGGCUCCAACCCUCUGCACGCUGCAGCGAUGCAGCACGUCAAGGAGUCCGGACUGGUCAUCUACCUGGAUGUGGACGGGGAAGACAUCAUACAGAGACUCGCCAGGAUGAAGGUGAACAGGAUCGUGGGCCAGGAGGCAGGGGCGUCCAUGAGGGACAUUCUGCGUUACAGGAAGCGGUUUUAUGAGAAGUGGCUCGAUGUGCGGGUGCUGUGUGGAACUGGGGACACGGUGGAGGAAGUAGCUGAGAAGGUGCUGAAGGCUGUGGAGAGAUAUCAGAACCACGACGCAGAAACCUUCGUGUCAACCCGGAGUCCCAGCGUGGAAUCGUCCAAUCAGAAAACAUACUUCAGUGAUGUGGUAGUUGAGGGUCUGGCCACAGAUGGAGGCCUCUAUGUUCCCAAAAACGGCUUCCCAAACAUAGAUGCUCGUGAAUGGCUGAGACUGGCUGACAUGUCCUACCCAGAGCGAGCGUUAGUUUUGCUUGAAAAGUGCGUCCACCCAUUGGACGUCUCUGCUUUGGAUCUCAGGACUAUGAUAUUCAAGGCGUAUGGGUCUAACUUUUCUAGCGAGGCGGUGGCACCUGUAAAACAUCUCAUCCACAAUCAGUACGUCCAGGAGCUUUUUCACGGCCCCACAGCCUCGUUUAAAGACCUCGCCCUGCAGCUGAUGCCCCAGCUGUUCACCUACUGCCUCCCACCAAUGUGCAACUACCUCAUUCUGGUAGCCACAUCUGGAGACACUGGGAGCGCCGUGCUCAGCGGCUUCAGCAUGCUCAGUGGCACCGACAGACACAGGACCGGGGUGCUGGUGUUCUUCCCGGAGGAAGGCGUGAGUGAGAUCCAGAAGCUUCAGAUGAUGAGCUACAGGGAGGGCAACGCCAGGGCCGUCAGCGUCCUGUCAGACUUUGACUUCUGUCAGAGAACCAUAAAGGGGAUGUUUGGAGAGUCUGGGCUGACGGGGCACCUCGCUGUCGAGUACGGCACAGUCCUCAGCACCGCCAACUCCAUCAACUGGGCGCGGCUGUUGCCACAGGUGGUGUACCAUUCCUCAGCCUAUCUGGAUCUAUGCAGAGACGGUGUUAUCAAGUUUGGGGAGCCCAUUGAUGUUUGCAUCCCUUCUGGUAACUUUGGCAAUGCCAUGUCGGCUGUGUACGCCAAGCAAAUGGGCAUCCCCAUAAGGAAAGUCAUCUGUGCAUCCAAUCACAACCGCAUCAUCACAGACUUUAUCACCACAGGCGAGUACGAUCUCCGGGGACGGCCUCUGAUGCUCUCCCACUCCCCGGCUAUAGAUAUCCUGAAAUCCUCCAACCUUGAGAGGUUUAUCUACCACGUCUCAGACGGAGACGGCCGUCUUGUCAAGGAGCUCUUCACACGCUUGGACACGCAGCAGCAAUUUCAGGUUCCCGAGCCUCUUCUUGACAGGAUACAGCAGGAAGUACUGGCUGGCUGGUGCUCUGAAGACGACUGCUUGACUGCCAUCCAAAGCGUUCACACACAGACCGGCUACGUCAUGGACACACACACCGCCGUGGCUAAAGUCGUGGCUGAUAGGCUGCAGGACGGCUCGUGCCCCGUGGUGCUUUGUUCCACUGCUCACUACGGGAAAUUCGCUCCCGCUGUGUUCAAAGCCUUACAAAUCCAAAAUAUUCCAGAGGAUCCCGUUGAGCAGCUGAAGGAGCUCGCAUCCACCGCGUCUGGACCAGAAACACACAGAGACAUGAUGAAAUGUCUGAAGGAGAGUGGCAGGAGGGGACACACAGUUUGUCCGGCUGAGUACAGUGUGUUGGUUGAGGAGGUGGAGAGCAUGAUACAGGACUCCUUCUUGAAAGUUAUGUAGGAAUAUUGUAGCUUUUCCUGGCUGUCCACCUUAAAUGAACGAGUUGAGUUAAAGAAAAAUGAAUUAGUAAUUGAUUUUAAAGACCAAUCCUGCCUGAGCCUUCAGGAGUGAGAAAAAAACGAACACAUUCACCCUGAUUAUACUGUAAUCGAGCUCUAAACUGUUUGCUAACUGGAUUUAUUGAUUAUGCAACAUUUCUUUACAUCAUUAUCUGGAGCCCUGGCCCACUAGAUGGGGAUGUCUCCCUCUUGGCCACUGCUGUGUGGGAACACUGGUGACAGCACUUCAGUAACAGUAUAUGAGUAUUGCUGUAAUAAGAAUUAAUUACUGACUCAGUCAGAAGGUAAAAUAAACUGUGUGUGUGUGUGUGUGAAAUCAAUAUCUGCAGUCAGGCAGAUAAUCGUCUAUAAUUGUAUAUGCUUAUGAAUUCUACUGUGACAAUAUGUCUUUUGACUUUUAUAACAGAGCUAUCAAAGCCAGGUCUCACAGCGUGGCAUUAAAGUACAACUAACAGACUGAUAUCCGUGAGUUUCACAGUCCACUAAUCGGCACGUGAUGCUCAAGCAGCCGGUACGCUCCUAUCAGCGUCCACUGACUUAUUAACUACCUCACCGAUGAUGUGUCUCACAUGUUCUCUUGAGAAAGAGUAUUACAGGAAGGGUUUGACAUUUUGGGAAAUAUACUCAUAAUCUUUCCUGAUACGUUUCUUGGAAGUGGUUGAACCUUGAGUAUCCAAGGAAAGGCAUUGUAAUGACUAUUAUUUUACUUUAGAAAUUCCUGGAGCUGAGAUAUUUCAGAUAAUGUUUGACCAGAUCAGUAAACUGUGCUUCUACUAUGAUGUCUCCAAUAUUGUGUUAUACUAGCAGAUGUAUGUAUGUAUGUAUAUUUAGACCCAUUGAUUAAAAGAUGUGUUAUUUCCGAGGCAA